GAGAAAGUUGACAAGUGCACGUCCGAUACAGAUAGAUAAAUAAAUAGUUGUCCAUGUGAGCUCAUAAGGCACUUGGGAUUUAUAUAUCGUAUAUAUAGAUAGAACGCUAAGAAUUUCAAAUCAUUUGGGAAAACAUUCAUGAUUAAUGAUUUCUAACUAAUAUUAAUCACUGAUUCUGGAAACUCGAUCCCAUUUCGCCGAUUCCCUGAUUUUAAUUUUUAAAUAUUAACUAAGAAUAAUUGAUUUUCACGUUUAUAAAAAAUCAUAGGAUUCAAUAGGAUAUUCAAAGUCGUCGCAGAUAGUGUAUAUCAAACGGAUUUCGAGUUUUCUGUGGAUAUCAAGCAUAAGUGUGUCUCUAUCUCUAUUUGGGUUGAAACAAAAUUUAUUGUAUUGGUCAGACGGUCAAAUGAUGUCAUCAAAAGUCUAUAACCUUCGUAGUGGAAUUUUUUUUUUUAUAACAGACCAAACUGAUUCCUCAUGAACUGGGAGUCAGACCUCGAUAUCAAACAGAAGAAGUCCAAAAACGGAAUUUAUAUCGUGUAAUUAAUAACAGCGAUAGAACUGUCGAUUCAUGAUGAAUAAAUAGUCUACUCACAUAGUCAUUUUGAAGAGCUGUCAACAGAAUGGAUUGCACUGCGCUCUGUUCAUUUUUUGUUAUACUUGUGUACAUUACAACGAUAGAGACGAACGCACAACAGGCUCCUAUAAGUACUGGAUUAUACAAAAGGAUUUAUAUCGAUGGACUGGAUGGAUCAUGUAAAAUAUCACUGCCUAAUGACAGUGCUGUUAUCAGCAAAGCGUCUGUUGAAUGUGAGAAAGGUUGGGUUCGAAACGGUACGAAUGAUUCUGAAAGGUACUCUUUGCCCAGAAGACGAAGAUGUAAAUUCUACAAAAAGACGUCCUUUGCAGUUUGCUACGACGGUACUAAAGGUGAGUUUGGACAACCUACAUGUAAAAAAUCUGUUAUCUCUUAUUAUAUCACUCCAGCCUGCUCCGGGUAUUGGCUCAACUGGGAACAAUGCGAUAAGACUUGCGGAGGCGGACAAAGUGCGCGAGUGAAAAUAAUCAUUCAUGAUUUAAGAAAAUUUGAUAAAUAUCAGAUUAUCACAGAAGUACGACCUUGCAAUACUCGACCAUGUCCAGUUUGGACACCGUGGAAGCCAACGAUUAAGAAUAAUACAUCCGACUCGUGCGACAUAGAAACCUGCACCCGGAAAUUAGAAAGGCAGUGUGUAUACAAUUCAACGGUUGUUCAUCCAUCUACUUGUGUAGAUGAGAAAGAAAACGAAACUCCAUUAUUGUAUUUAAAUCUUGAAAAAAAUGGGUCAACUCAUUUAGUCACUCCUUGCUUCAAACACGAGUGCGUUAAAGAAACAACAGCUAUUGAAUCAAUGGUGAGUUACACUACACAGAACACCAACGUUUCUGUACAUCCUACACCUCUCACCUUGAACGGUACAAAUUCAUCGUCUAUAAUGGAACCAUUUAUGGCAAACACGUCGCUCCCUCCGUGUCCUGUUGUCAAUGACAACAUGUUGUUGGGCGUGGCUGUUGGCUUUGUUGUGGCUUCGUGCAUAUUCGCGAUAGGUUGUUUUGUCUUCAAUCGUAAACUAUUUCAAAAAAAAAUUAUAUCAGUAUAUCAUGGUUCCCUUCGUAAAAAUAAAUCACGGGGCGUAGAACGCUCAGACAGCAUAGUAACCGGCAGGAGUGCAGUUGGAAGUAUGCAUAGCUUACUAAACGAGGAAAUUCCACUGUCACAUUUGGUACAAGCGUCGCAUUCAACACUGCCAACACAAAGAGAAAGAGGAGCACGCCCAGAAAACGCUGAAGCAUUGUAUUGCACAGUUCCAAAUAAAUUAGAUACGUCUUUGGCGCCGAAUGCUUAUUUCAAAGAAUGCCAUAGUAAAAAUAGUUUAGUCGAUAAUGAAUCCACGGAUUGUAUGGAUGCAGCCGCAGCUGGGACCGCCGCGGAUCCAGUAUAUUCUGAUAUACCCGCUUUCAUGCCGUCAGUAUCUUUGGCGACCGAACAUGAUGUGGAAGCUACAUAUUCAAGUUCUGAAUUUAGUAAUGAGGAAGACAAUAUUGGUGCAGACGAGUCGGGGAAAUUGACUGUUGCUAAUCCUUCUAAUACCAUGGCAGACGCAACCAAAUCUUUCGACUCUGACGAAGGUCGUGACGUUGUAAACACACUUCGUAAAUCCAUAAAAAGACCAAAAUCAUCGCGAUUAACCGACGACCAAAACGAAGUAUUUUUGUCCGAAGAUGAACUCUCGAAAGAUGAAUAUGAAAAUGAACGAAAAUCGGCGUUCAGUACACGUUACUCUAAAAUUUUAGCGAAAAAAUCUAAAUUACGUGGCAAAAAAUUUCAAGAUAGCAAAGUAGCUACAAAUUCGGACUUUCAGUGGAUUGAGGGAAGCCGUAGAACACCAACGCAGUCGGAAUCAUCAAUUCAAAGUAAUGAUAGCAGAUUGAACCAGCAUAUAUUAGAUAAGUCGCGGGAAAACUCACAAGGACAUAAUAAAUGGCCGUGUCGUCUGUCAUCGGGCACAAGCAGUGUGAAGUCAUUCAACGUGGACGUGACAACAUCAGGGUACAAUUCUGCCCUUACAGCGUCACCAUCAGAAGAUCGCUUCGUCUGGUCCAAGCGAGGUUCAUUGGAACGACAAAGGUUAUCAAAUGCAUCGGAUGCAUGCGGUCGAUGGAAAGCACACAAUACUAGUAACGGUUUUUGCAAUGAAGCUAUCCAUAGGGACCAAACCAAGAAUUCAGCCCUCGAGGCUCCAAACAUAUCAAGUACACUGUGUAACCCAAAACAUCCACACCCGAUGGGAUUUUGCAAAUGCCAUUCAUUGGAUGAAAAAUCGAACUUUUUGUCGCGGCGGCAUGUGCUUGGUACCCACAUCCAUACCAUGCCAGGUAAAUCCGGCAACGGCUGCCAUACUAGACGAAUGGUAGAGAUGGAAGAUAUUUACAGUUCGCCUAUUGAUGCAAAAGAAGUCAAAGAUCCCAUCUACGUACAAUACGAUGUUCCAUUCGACGCUUUACCAAGUUAAGAUUUGAUUUUUUAUACAUAAAACACAUCGUGAUUUUAUUAAAUACACCAAUACUUUUUAAUAUGGGAUGUGGUUAUUUAUAUUAGGACAACAGCAAAGACAGUCAGACUUGCAGUCAUUCGUGAGUGUGUAAAGUGAAUGUAAGUUAUAAAAACGUACGUAAUGAAAAUAGAUCGCAUGGAAUUCAAAGUUUGGGAAACAUCUGCUGGCGUCAGGAAUGCCAUUGUUUUUAGCAGGGGUAUUGCAGCAGCUUCCACUAUUUUUGUCACACAGGACAGGAUUUAUGCUGGGGAGAAAAUUGUAGUUAAGAAACAAUUCGGGUAAAGGAAUCGAUAGCUAACCAAUUAAUCGUUACUUUCAAAUGAACUUGGAUGAAGCCACAAUCGACCAGUGAACCACCCGCGAUGAAAAAUCCAACAAUCAAUCAUCAAAUAAAUCGUUCACAUCAUCGCUCAAUCACGCGAUUCGAACUCUCGAAUAAGGAGUAAAAAUUAAUACCUCAGAGCAAAGGUGGCCAACCUGAGCCCAGUGACGAAUUUAAU
Molecule: messenger RNA, 3595 nt
Organism: Styela clava
Lineage: Eukaryota; Metazoa; Chordata; Ascidiacea; Stolidobranchia; Styelidae
Source: RefSeq, a predicted model, not a curated record